Bipolaris sorokiniana ND90Pr is the source of this 555-nucleotide messenger RNA. RefSeq lists its product as uncharacterized. The record is from RefSeq and is a predicted model, not a curated record. The coding region runs from base 1 to 555 and encodes 184 amino acids. The transcript has 3 exons. Lineage: Eukaryota; Fungi; Ascomycota; Dothideomycetes; Pleosporales; Pleosporaceae.
AUGGAGCCUAGCACACCCCGUUCAAUCAGACUUGUUGUGUUCUUCUUCAUGGUCCUGAUUGGUCUCUGGAACUUCUUCCUUAACGUUGCGGCUCGAUAUAAAGAACACCCCUUUAACCACAUAAAUGGCUUUCCACUUUGGGCUCUGAACAUUAUCACGAGCACAGUGUACGUCGCUUGCACGGUCGUCUACAUUAGCAUGACAUGGCACUAUGCCAAAGAACAUCCAUAUUGGUCGGUGUUCUCCCUCGUCCUUGCACUUCUCAUGACAGGGUCCAUGAUCUGGGCAGGUCUUGACCUGUUCGACUGGUUCGUGUGGGGCCCGCUGGUCGUGGACCUAGCCAUCAUCGUCCGCGCUGGUAUCGAAGAAGUAGCCAACAGUGUCGAGUCCGGAUUGCUGCGCAAAACCUGGAAUGGCUUUUGGGGGUACGAAACUCUACCCCCUCAGCCUCCACCGCAGCAGCAACCUCAAGACGACGCGCACGACCCUGAGCUCGGCCUUGAAGGGGCGCACCAACUCGCGAACUUGGACGCCCAACCCGGCAACAACGGUUAG